Molecule: messenger RNA, 894 nt
Organism: Daldinia decipiens
Lineage: Eukaryota; Fungi; Ascomycota; Sordariomycetes; Xylariales; Hypoxylaceae
Exons: 2
Coding region: 326-673 (115 amino acids)
Source: RefSeq, a predicted model, not a curated record
CAGGUUAUCCCGAGCCUCAGUUGUGGUAAGAGGGGAAUGCGGCAUUCCCGUCUGCAAGAUAAGACGGAGCUGGAACAGGCCUUAACUUGUAGCCAACCGUGUUAGCAGUUUGGGCUGCACUGCCGAUCUGUUUCCCCAUCAGUUGCUCCAUCAAUCCCACCUCUCAAAGUACUGACAUUUUCUGUAGAUAAUCAGGCCUCCCCUCAUCCUACUCCUACUCCUAUCCCGCCAAAUCGUGCAGAUCGAGAUUCGACUUCUCAACUAUUGACGGCGGAGGGCUCAUGAAAGUAGGCUAGCGUCAUCAUUAGGACUGCGCACUGCCGAAAUGGAAGCCCUAGCUGCAGUCGGGCUGGUCAGCAACGCCCUCCAAUUCGUCAGCAUAGGAUAUAGAGUAUUAUCCGCAUCAAAGGAUAUGCAUGGAGCCGGAAAUGAAUCGAGCCAGUCAAACAAGGACGUCGAGUUUAUCACCAGGGAGAUGGAACGCCUAAGUCUAAGCUUGGAAGAAGAAUUCCCGACGCUAUGGAUGACAGAUGAGGAAGAGGCUCUACGGAGACUGAUCGCGGAGUGCAGAAGAUGGUCUAACGAUAUGCUGGCAUUACUCGACCGCCUGAAAACCGAAAAUCCCAACAGCAGGUUCGAAGCAUUCAGAGCAGCUUUAGGAACCACAGGAUGAGGCACGAGAGGGAUCGACUUGAAGGAGGCCUCAACAGUUGUCGGGAACAGCUCGAUCUCCAGAUAGCGAGUAUGUCUAGGUACAUAGGUCAGAUAUCAUUAACCUAGAGGGCUUCAGGAAUUGAUCACGACAGCAAGUUCAACUAACCAGGAUCUGACGAACAUAAAAACAUGCUAUAGAAUCAUUCCGGCAACUGUUACCAGGACGGAUUGCCAAUAUCG